AUGAGUAGAGGAGGGAAACUCGCCCCAGAAGUCAACCGAGCUCUAUUCGUCAAGAAUCUGAGCUACAACGUAACGCCCGAAGAGCUGUUCGACCUCUUCGGCAAGUUUGGUCCUGUGCGCCAAAUCCGCCAGGGCAUCGCCAACAACACCAAAGGCACCGCCUUCGUCGUUUACGAGGACGUCAUGGACGCGAAGCAAGCCUGCGACAAGCUCAACGGCUUCAACUUCCAGAACCGCUACCUCGUCGUAUUAUACCACCAGCCCGAAAAGAUGGCCCGCUCGAAAGAGGACCUCGCAGAGCGCCAACAGAAUCUAGAAAACCUCAAGCGCCAGCACGGUAUCGAAUAA
Coniosporium apollinis CBS 100218 is the source of this 348-nucleotide messenger RNA. RefSeq lists its product as uncharacterized. The transcript has 4 exons. The record is from RefSeq and is a predicted model, not a curated record. Gene Ontology annotation, molecular function: mRNA binding. Gene Ontology annotation, cellular component: ribonucleoprotein complex; cytoplasm; nucleus. Lineage: Eukaryota; Fungi; Ascomycota; Dothideomycetes. Bases 1 to 348 code for a protein of 115 amino acids.